Messenger RNA from Topomyia yanbarensis, 1943 nucleotides. Its product is annotated as zinc finger protein 33A-like. The record is from RefSeq and is a predicted model, not a curated record. Gene Ontology annotation, cellular component: nucleus. Gene Ontology annotation, biological process: regulation of transcription by RNA polymerase II. Lineage: Eukaryota; Metazoa; Arthropoda; Insecta; Diptera; Culicidae. Bases 99 to 1754 code for a protein of 551 amino acids. The transcript is spliced from 4 exons. Gene Ontology annotation, molecular function: RNA polymerase II transcription regulatory region sequence-specific DNA binding; DNA-binding transcription factor activity, RNA polymerase II-specific; iron ion binding.
GAGUGUUUGUUGAACAAUUUGUAAGCGUAUUUGGUUAGGUUUUUGAACAAGCUUUAUAUGAAACACUGAUUUUUGCAAAAAAAAAAUAGAAAAAAAGGAUGGAUUUCGAGAAAAUUUGCCGACUAUGCUGUGAAAUUAAAUGUCCACUAUAUUCGAUUCAUAUGGCAUAUGGUAUUUAUUCACCUCAGCAAUUUUUUGGCGAUAUUUUACGACUUGAGCUCUCUCCCGACGAUGGUUUACCGCAAAAGCUCUGUGAAAUGUGUCUAUCUACCAUAACCAAAAUGCAGGAAACAAUUGAAACCUUUCGGGACAACGAUCGUAUGCUUCGUUUGCAGCAAUAUGGACAAUUGGUGCAGGUCGAUAUUAAGGAGGAAAUAUUCGAUAUCGAUGAAAUAGAGCAAGCUACCACCCGUGAGCUGCAAAUCGACAUAAUUGAUGAAAAGAUUGUUGAAGAUGAUAAGGAUAUUGGUGAUCUGAAACAGGACGAUGAAAAAGUUGAUGAAGAAUGGCUGCAGUCCGAAACCGAAAAUAAGUCAGAUGAUAUGCUUGAAGAAAAAAGUCCUCCAAAGAAACCUCGCCGUAAAACGCAAACAAAAAAGCGUGAAGUCGGUGGUCAGAAAAUUCCAAGAGGGCGCAAGGGUGGACGUCCCAGGACACGGUUUAGAGAUCCAAAUUUUCCACGAUUGCAUGACUAUAGAUGUUACAUUUGUAAAAGCGAAUCAUUAGGUACGGCUGAGGCUUUACUGGUUCAUCUCGAUUCUCACUUGAAUGAAGUGCCUUACACAUGCACUGAAUGCGUCUUGGAAACCGUUGUCAUAAAUAAAGUGACGACUCUGAAUAUUCAUAAGCGAAUGCACGAGAACCCGCACAAAUGUCCCCACUGUGACAGACGGUACAGCAACAAAGGGGCCAUCGAUACGCAUGUACAGACAUACCAUCUCGGUGAAAAUGCUCCAUGUCCAUCGCCUUGUGAACAGUGUGGUAAAGUUUGUUCUUCAAAAUCAGCUCUGAAGUACCACCUAAGAAUGCAUAUUAAUGGAAACACUUGCGAGAUUUGCGGUAAAACGUUUGUUGCACAACAUAAACUUCGCCGGCAUAUUGAACGGAAGCAUGAAAAAUUGAAGAAGUAUGAGUGUCAUUUGUGCCACAAAAAGUUAUGCUCGUUGGACUCAGUUCAUGUGCACAUCAAGACAAUGCAUUCGUCCAAGGAAGUGAAAUGUGAAUAUUGCGGUAAAAGUUAUCCUUCAGAGUUUUCUCUCCGUUACCAUCUGAAGAAACAUGAGCAGGACCCGAAUAGUAAGUUUUCGCGCGAUUGGAAGGAAUACUACACUUUCGUAGAAGCUGAAGAGGGUACUAAACCGGAGAAUAGACUGAAAAAAUGCAAUUUAUGUGGGGCGGUUUUGAAGUCCAUUGGCCAUCACAUGCGCUCGAUGCAUUUUCCCACAGAAUAUCGCUGCACGAUUUGCGGAGUGGUUUACAAACGUAAAUCGACACUCGAAACUCACAUCCUGGAACAUGAACAUGGGAAGGCUUACCGAUGCCCGAUAUGCGGAAAAGAGUGUUCAGAGAAAAAGAAUUUCAUUGCACAUCUAAAAACGAAGAAACACCGAGAUCAUCCUUUGGCGCAAUCGCUUGAUUGGCUGGACACGAACAGUGCCUCUGUUCCGGAAGUUCAAGUGAAAAAGUAUGAUUCGGACAGCGAACAGUCUGACUCUAGUAGAAACACGAUGACAUCAAACAGUUAUUGCGACUGAGAGACUAUUGAGUAAUUCUAAUGAUCCAGCUUACUAGCUCUGACGUUUUUUACCGUUUGCUGUACGGUGUAUAGUUAUACUCAGGUUACCUACUGGUGAGUUAGUGGACUUUAGGUACAACAGGUACACUCAUUGUAUGCAUACUAAAAGUUUAUGCAAGGAAAUGGAUAAAAAUCACAGCAGAACAAA